This is a messenger RNA of Molossus molossus (Pallas's mastiff bat), 1453 nucleotides long. RefSeq names its product protein FAM53B-like. Bases 185 to 1453 code for a protein of 422 amino acids. Gene Ontology annotation, biological process: positive regulation of canonical Wnt signaling pathway; protein import into nucleus. The record is from RefSeq and is a predicted model, not a curated record. NCBI's taxonomy places the organism in Eukaryota, Metazoa, Chordata, Mammalia, Chiroptera, Molossidae. The transcript is spliced from 5 exons. Gene Ontology annotation, cellular component: nucleus.
GGAGUUGACCGCGCCUGGCUGUUUCCUGCAAGGGACUUGCCGAGGCUGAGUGGCCGAUGGGGAGCUGUCUCUGCUGACGCCAGUCGCCUGGGAGGUGCCCAGGAGAUCGCCUCUGCCCAAGUCUGCCAGCUGAAGAUGGCUCGCGCCCACCUUGGGACAGAGCCCAGCUCCUGAGGGCCUUACCAUGGUGAUGAUCCUAAGUAAAAGCCUCGACACGCAGGGCGCAGACUCCAUAGCCUGCAGGACCUUCAGCUCUCAGCUGCGCACGCCAAGGAAGAUGAGUCACGGACCGACACUUUUCUCUUGUGGAAUUAUGGAAAAUGACAGGUGGCGAGACCUGGACAGGAAGUGCCCUCUUCAGAUCGAGCAGCCGAGUGCCAGCCUCUGGGAAUGCCUGCCCGAGAAGUGUCCGGAUGGCGCCCUGUGGCACCAGGAGGCAGCCACCGCCUGCGCGGUGACCAACCUCAUCCAGGACCUCAGCCUCAGCGACCACAACGGGAACCCCUCCGCGCCCCCCAGCAAGCGCCAGUGCCGGUCCCUGUCCUUCUCCGACGAGAUGUCCAGCUGCCGGACAUCAUGGAGGCCCCUGGGGUCCAAAGUCUGGACCCCCGUGGAGAAGCGGCGCUGCCACAGCGGGGGCAGCGUGCCCCGGUACUCGGGCGGCUUCGGCACCAUGCAGCGGAGCUCCAGCUUCAGCCUCCCUUCCCGGGCCAGCGUGCUGUCCUCGCCCUGCGACCCGGCGGGCUCUCACCACCGCGGUGGCGGCCAGCCCUGCCAGGGGGCGCCCGGCUCGGCCACCUGUGGACAGGCAGGCGACAUCUGGAGCCCCGCCCUGAACCCCAGAGCAGGGGCCCGGCUUGACAUGCAGCGGUCGCUGUCCUGCUCCCACGAGCAGUUUCCGCUCGCUGAGUACUGCGCGCCCUCCGCCAGCAGCACCCCCGCCUGCACGCCGGAGCUGGCCCGCCGCCCCAGCGGGCUGCCCCGCAGCCGCUCCCAGCCCUGCGUCCUCAACGACAAGAAGGUCGGCGUCAAGCGGCGGCGCCCCGAGGAGGUGCAGGAGCAGAGGCCUUCCCUAGACCUGGCCAAGAUGGCACAGCGUCAGCCGUGCCGGGAGGGCGAGCUGCUUGGCGGCGAGGGCUCGGCCCGGCUUGCACAGCACGUGGCCCGGGUGGCCGGGGCGCUCCACGUCCACUCCUUUCCGGGCCGCUCGGCCAGCUGGCCCGCCUUGCGUUGCGGAGCGAAAACGCAGCUCUGUUCACGGGGCUUUGCUCUCUCCUCGGGUCCCCCCUCCAGCCUAGCACCCCCCUCCGAGGAAGAGGUGCAGGACGUCAAGUCCAGAGCGCACCUGGCCCCAGAGCGCGGGCUUCCCACCUGGGGCAGCGGAGGCAACGGUGAUGGGCCCGUGGGUUCCGCCGGGGUCCUCAGGAGGACUCUACAGCCAGACGCCGGUUGA